AUGGCAGACUGUGUUAUGGAAAUUAUUAACGACUAUGGAAUUGCCUCCAAGGUGGGCUAUUUCAUGAUGGACAAUGCAGACAACAACGGUACAAUGAUGAAGGCUCUUUCUACGCUACUUUUCGACCAGUAUCAGAUUGUCUACAAUGCGGAACACUACCGCCUGCGCUGCAACGGCCAUAUCAUAAACCUAGCCGCUCAGUCCUUUCUCUUUCAGACCAACAAUGAAUCUCCUGCGGAUGAGAACAAUACGAGCGCCUUAACAACGCCCACGGAACUCGAGAUGGAGCAAUGGCGACGAAAGGGGCCUCUUGGGAAACUACAUAAUAUCGUGGCAUAUAUCCAGCGGAGCCCACAACGCUUGGCCAAUUUCAGAGAGCUUAGUGGCGGCCGCAACCUCGUACGGGACAACUCUACUCGCUGGAACUCUUGGUAUGCGAUGAUCUGUACUGCAACGAAGCUCAAGACUGCGAUCAACCUCUUUUGCCACCAGUAUCAAGAGAACAGCGACGACCUGUUGUCGGAAAAGGACUUGCAAGGAUUGCAAAAGCUCCAGGACUUCCUGUUGUUCUUCUAUGAUGCCACCACAGGGACAGAAGGUCGCGAUGCAACCAUUGACAGAGUAUUGCCGACAAUGGACUUCCUCCUUGAGCAGUUGAGACUGCAAAGGAAAAAUAUGCGGAUGACCCGUUCAUGA
Messenger RNA from Pochonia chlamydosporia 170, 696 nucleotides. RefSeq lists its product as hypothetical. The transcript is spliced from 2 exons. NCBI's taxonomy places the organism in Eukaryota, Fungi, Ascomycota, Sordariomycetes, Hypocreales, Clavicipitaceae. The coding region runs from base 1 to 696 and encodes 231 amino acids. The record is from RefSeq and is a predicted model, not a curated record.